UCCCAGUAGUUGCGAUGUCAUUGGAUGAAGGGAGAGAAAAUCCCAGUGACACUGUUCUCCUGCCCAUGUAGACCACAGUAGAUACAGAUGCUGCAGUUGUUGUGACAUAUCCCAGAAUCCUCCAGCAUCAGAAGGUGACUUACAGAACCAGAGCCACGUUGCACCGCUAACCCUAACUGUCCCGUGACUUGUACCAUUUCAUCCACUACAUCCUGGUCAGUCCAACAUCCCCAAAGUCUUCAACCUCAGCGGCUCCAAUGAUUGGAUCGUUGCUAAUCCUCUCCAUCCUGGGUCACCACCAGUGCCUCCUAUAGAGCUCCUCACUUCCUUUUUGUGCCUGUCUUUUCUUUUGAUGGUUGACCCCACAGAUAUCACCCCCAUCCCUCCGCCCCCCCCCCCCUGUUCCCAGCACCAAACCGUCCUUAAGGUGGAACUAAACAGCUCUGUUUCAGUUCAUUCGUACAACAACUAAUCAAUCAUCCGUUGAUCGGCGUAUUAUUGCCAAACAAACAAUACAAGCUGUCUUUAAAAGAGUAAAAUCGAAACCUAAGUUAUGUCCCACAACAAAAUUGAAUUGACAGAAUUGACAGAAAUCCUGUAACACGGAGACAACUAAAAUAAUUUGAAGCGAGUCCGGGUCUUUUAUUGUGAAAAUUUGAGUGCGGCGAUUCUUCCGCCGGCGGCGAUAACGUCACGGGUGUGCUGUGCCACUCACGCUGACGAUGGGUGACGUCGUGUGUGAAGAGCUCGAGGAUUUGGUUCAUUUCUCUGUACACGACCUCCCGGCGCGAGGCUACGUCGUCAUGGAGGAGAUUCGACGUCAGGGAAAGCUCUGUGACGUCACACUGAAGGUGGGUGAGCAUAAGUUCAGCGCUCAUCGUAUCGUCCUGGCAGCAUCGAUCCCCUACUUUCACGCCAUGUUCACCAACGACAUGGUGGAGUGUAAACAGGACGAGAUCCUGAUGCAGGGUAUGGACCCCAGCGCUCUGGAGGCUCUGAUAAACUUCGCCUACAGUGGACACGUGGCCAUCGACCAACAAAAUGUUCAGUCCCUGCUCAUCGGUUCCAGUUUUCUUCAGCUGCAGAAUGUGAAGGACGCCUGCUGUUCCUUCCUGCAGGAGAGGUUACAUCCCAAAAACUGCCUUGGCGUACGACAGUUUGCGGAGACCAUGAUGUGUACAACACUCUACGACUCGGCGAGCAGCUUCCUGCAUCAGCACUUUGUGGACGUUUCUGUGUCGGAGGAGUUUUUGGGUUUGAGGGCUGAGGAAGUUCUGGAGCUGGUCGGUUGUGACCAACUCAACGUGGAGACAGAGGAGCAGGUUUUUGAGGCGGUGCUGGCCUGGGUCUAUCACGAUCGCAAACGGCGAGAGUUGUUGCUUCCGGAGUUACUGUCGAAGAUUCGCCUUCCUCUCUGUCGACCUCAGUUCCUCUCUGACCGAGUGCAGCAGGACGAACUUGUACGCUGCUGCCACAGAUGCAGAGACCUGGUGGACGAGGCCAAAGACUUCCACCUGAUGCCAGAGCGCCGCCCUCGACUCGCAGACUUCAAAACUCGCCAGCGCUGCUGCACAUCCAUCACCGGACUCAUCUACGCAGUGGGAGGGCUGAACAGCUCAGGUGACUCGCUGAACGUCGUUGAGGUUUUUGAUCCCAUCGGAAACAUUUGGGAACGCUGUCAGCCGAUGAGGACAGCUCGCAGCAGAGUGGGUGUGGCUGUAGUUAAUGGACUGCUGUAUGCCAUUGGUGGAUACGAUGGCCAAUCACGGCUGAGGACAGUAGAGGUGUACAACCCAGAGACAGACACGUGGACCAAAGUUUCCAGUAUGAACAGCCAGCGCAGUGCCAUGGGAACGGUGGUUGUUGACGGACAAAUCUACGUGUGCGGAGGCUACGAUGGAAAAUCCUCCUUAAACUCCGUGGAGUGUUACAGUCCGGAGAACGACCGAUGGACAGUGGUGUCAGAGAUGGGUGCUAGUCGGAGUGCAGCCGGCGUGACGCUGUUUGACGGUCGAAUUUUUGUGUCAGGUGGACAUGACGGUUUACAGAUCUUCAACACGGUGGAGUACUACAACCACCACACGGACCGCUGGCACACAGUGCAGGCGGCCAUGUUGAACAAGCGAUGUCGCCACGGUGCAGCACCUUUGGGGAGUCACAUGUACGUGGUGGGAGGUUAUGAUGGCUCGGGGUUCCUGAGUAGCGCGGAGGUGUUCAGCUCUGCUUCUGGGCAGUGGAGCCUCCUGGUGGCCAUGAACACACGGCGCAGCCGGGUGUCACUGGUGAGCACUUCAGGGCGUCUGUACGCUGUGGGUGGCUACGACGGACAGUCCAACCUCAGCUCCGUAGAGAUGUUCAACCCCGACACUGAUCGCUGGACCUUUAUGAAGCCUAUGGGCUGCCAUGAGGGCGGGGUGGGUGUGGGCUGCGUUCCUUUGCAGCCUGCCUAAGCUGACCAAUCAGAGCAGCCGUUUGUUAUUGUAAAUGCAGGCAGCGGACAGAGCCUCUGCUUCGCAUCGGUACUACGGUCUGACUCAGGGUUUAAACCUGAUCUUCAGGCCAAAGGAGUUGAGGUCAAAGGUCAUCGCUAAAGUCAAACUACUAGGUUAUGAUGUGGGCUGACCUUUGUUGUAUUUUCUUUCUCUAUACGACUGGAACAGCCACGCCCCCUCACAC
Molecule: messenger RNA, 2676 nt
Organism: Cynoglossus semilaevis (tongue sole)
Lineage: Eukaryota; Metazoa; Chordata; Actinopteri; Pleuronectiformes; Cynoglossidae
Gene: klhl18
Product: kelch-like family member 18
Exons: 10
Coding region: 723-2450 (575 amino acids)
Molecular function (GO): protein binding
Source: RefSeq, a predicted model, not a curated record